Molecule: messenger RNA, 1745 nt
Organism: Stegastes partitus (bicolor damselfish)
Lineage: Eukaryota; Metazoa; Chordata; Actinopteri; Pomacentridae
Gene: sppl2b
Product: signal peptide peptidase-like 2
Exons: 16
Coding region: 25-1539 (504 amino acids)
Biological process (GO): membrane protein proteolysis
Cellular component (GO): cytoplasmic side of endoplasmic reticulum membrane; lysosomal membrane; Golgi-associated vesicle membrane
Molecular function (GO): aspartic endopeptidase activity, intramembrane cleaving
Source: RefSeq, a predicted model, not a curated record
GGAAACAACAACAAGCUAGGCAUCAUGAGGGUUCCCAAAACACUGAUUUGGGCUGCUUUUCUCAUCCAGAAGGUGGUGGGAGAGUAUGGCAUGGCCCAUUUCAGUGACAAGGGCAAGAGCAAAGGAAAGGAUUACUGCAUAUUCUUCAACUCACAGUGGGCACGUCUACCUCAGGACCUCAAUAAGGCAUCACGUCUCCAGAUCUAUGACUUAACACCAUCAGUCCUGUGCUCGCCCUCUGAGGUCCCAGAGGGAGGCUUCCCAAACCGCAUCCCCAUGGUGAUGAGGGGCAACUGCACUUUCUAUGAAAAGGUUCGCCUGGCCCAGAUUAAUGGUGCCAAGGGCCUGCUCAUUGUCAGCAAGGACAGACUGACACCACCAGCAGGAAACAAGACUCAGUAUGAGGAGAUCGACAUUCCUGUAGCACUUCUCAGCUACUCUGAUAUGCUGGACAUUAGCAAGACCUUUGGUAAAGGACGACAGGUUGCAAUGUACGCACCCAAUGAGCCAGUGUUGGACUACAACAUGGUGAUUAUCUUCUUGAUGGCUGUAGGAACGGUGGCCAUGGGAGGCUACUGGGCCGGCAGCAGAGACAGCAAGAAACGUUACAUGAAGCACAAGCGGGACGACGGUGCAGAGAAACAAGACGAGGAGACAGUAGACGUCACCCCUAUCAUGAUCUGUGUGUUCGUAGUCAUGUGCUGCAACAUGCUGGUGCUACUCUACUUUUUCUACGACCGCCUAGCCAUUUGGGUCAUCGCGAUCUUCUGUGUGGCUUCCUCUGUUGGACUCUACAGCUGUCUGUGGCCUUUUGUUAGGAGGCUUCCUUUCUGCAAGUGCAGGAUCCCAGAGAACAACCUGCCAUACCUCCACAAGCGUCCACAGAUUCGUAUGUUGCUGCUGUCUGCCCUCUGCAUCAGUGUCAGCAUCAUCUGGAUGGUGUUUCGCAAUGAAGACCAGUGGGCGUGGGUGUUACAGGACGCCCUGGGGAUCGCCUUCUGCCUCUACAUGCUCAAAACAGUCAGGCUGCCCACAUUUAAGGCGUGCACUUUACUACUGACAGUCCUGUUUGUCUACGAUGUGUUCUUCGUAUUUAUUACACCCUUCUUCACAAAGAGUGGGGAAAGUAUAAUGGUGGAGGUCGCGGCUGGUCCCUCUGACUCCGCCACACAUGAAAAGCUCCCUAUGGUGCUCAAAGUGCCACGGUUGAACUCGUCUCCUCUGGCCCUGUGUGAUCGGCCCUUCUCCCUCCUGGGCUUUGGAGAUAUUUUAGUACCAGGUCUGCUGGUAGCAUACUGUCACAGAUUUGACAUUUUAACACAAUCCUCCAGGAUCUACUUUGUGGCCUGUACUAUCGCUUACGGCAUCGGCCUGCUCAUCACCUUCGUGGCCCUCGCCGUGAUGCAGAUGGGCCAGCCGGCCUUGCUCUACCUGGUGCCUUGCACUCUGCUCACCAGCCUCACUGUAGCGCUGUGGCGCAGGGAGUUGCCCCAGUUCUGGACUGGAAGUGGAUUUGUGGUGAAUACCAGUUUGAUAUGACUGCCUACUCCAGAAGAACAAAAAGACUUAAAAAAAGAAAAGAAAAAAAAAAAAAGCAACAAAAGAAAACAAAAACAAUCUAGUGUUAAAUAUCAUGCAGAGUAAAGUAGAAUUUCAACCUCCCAUAGUGCUCGCACCAAUCAACUGCACACAAACCGCAGCGCCGCAGACAGAUGGGCCCUCGGCUAAACUGGAGCCACAAACCA